Uranotaenia lowii is the source of this 1558-nucleotide messenger RNA. RefSeq lists its product as uncharacterized. NCBI's taxonomy places the organism in Eukaryota, Metazoa, Arthropoda, Insecta, Diptera, Culicidae. The record is from RefSeq and is a predicted model, not a curated record. The transcript has 3 exons. Gene Ontology annotation, biological process: transmembrane transport. Gene Ontology annotation, cellular component: membrane. Gene Ontology annotation, molecular function: transmembrane transporter activity. Bases 113 to 1558 code for a protein of 481 amino acids.
UAACAAAAGGAUCGAAAUGAAGAUUCACCGUGGGAAAAUCACCGUUUGACAGAAAACCCGCCCUAGGACGGGUUUAGUUGUUUGGAGCCUUUCACGCUUACUGGAUACCAAAAUGCCGGGCUGCACGGAAUGGUGCGAGAUGAGCCAGAAGAACAAAAUGCAAACCAAUACGCUGCUUGGCGGCAUUAUAACACUGAUUUUAGGAGGAUUUUUCAUUGGCUCCAGCAUUUUCAACAGACACUUGCGAGAUCAACACUGGACCAAAGGCCAUUCGAAUGGGAUUGUUGCACUGGUUGCUAACCUUUUCUUCCUAUCAGCGAUUGUUGGAUCCUUGACGUGUGCCUUUCUAAUUAAGUAUUUAAAGAAGAUUUACUUGGCGCGAGCGUAUCUGCUGAUGAUGGCUGCAGCCUGCAUUUUGCUGGUACUGGUCCCGGUCAAUAUCAUAGGGAUAACCUUUGCAGAAGUUCUUAGCGGACUAGCCUACGGAAUGGCCUAUCUAGCAGUGAUCAUCCAUGGUGGUGAAGUGGUCAUUCCGAAGCUACGCGGUACAACAAUAGCAUCGAUCAACUACCUCAUUUUCAUUGGUAUCCUCGUCCACGGUACGAUCAGUCCGUUCAUCCUGAGCUAUUCGAAUGUUGAGCCCAAUAGAAUCGUGGGAACGAUCGGGAUAAUGCUAACCCUCUUAGCAGCUAUGAUCGGUCAGUUUAUGAGCUAUGAAUCACCGGUCUACCUGAUUCAACAGGGACAAGAUCAGGAAGCCAUCCAAAUAUUGAUGAAGCUUCGACUCGAAUCCUCAAAUACCGAGGAAAUCCGAGACGCCUACAUCGACAUCAAGCUUAUGCUACAGGAGGACUCGAGAGCUUCUGGAUGGAUCUUCCAAGACGGUAACUGGAGACCACUGUUGAUCAUCUCCCUCGGUAAAGUGGCGGCUGUCCUCUCCUUUAACGCUUCGAUCAACAACAUCCGCCUUGUAAUGCUUGACGAAAUCUUUCUGAUGCCAACUUACAGUGCCUCCGCAGCUAUGGUCUUGCUCAUACGAGGUAUUUUCGGGGUCGUCUUCCUGUUCACCGUUGACAAAUACGGUCGCAAACCUCAACAAGCCUUAUUGGCUUUCGCCGGUGGAUCAAUCCUGACAGCCAUGGGCAUCACAUACCUCGUCAAUCAGAAGAUGGACAAGUACCUCGAGGUAGCGAUCAUCCUCGUCUACGAUCUGGUCACCGCCGCUGGAGUUACCCUAAUACCAGAUGUACAGUUAUCAGAGGCUUUCUGCACCAAGAAAAAAUCGGCCUCGAUCGCCUUUAUUCAGACGUUGGAAGCGGUGCUGCAGAUCAUCAUCCUGAACAUAACCUUCCGGUGGGACUUUUGGGAUGUGGCCAAUUUCGACCAGUUUCUGCUGUGCUGUGGGGUGCCGAUGAUGGUCAUUGCCUGUGUGCUGUUCGUUAUCAGUCCGGAGACGGCCAAUCUAACCAUUCGGCAGUCGAGGGCUCUUUUCGCAAGGAAUGAUGAGCUUUAUGAAACGUUUGACGAGGACGAUAUUGGAAGUAUGAGGUCCCAAUAA